Leopardus geoffroyi (Geoffroy's cat) is the source of this 1932-nucleotide messenger RNA. It is a transcript of the gene CB2H6orf141, whose product is annotated as chromosome B2 C6orf141 homolog. The record is from RefSeq and is a predicted model, not a curated record. Bases 274 to 873 code for a protein of 199 amino acids. NCBI's taxonomy places the organism in Eukaryota, Metazoa, Chordata, Mammalia, Carnivora, Felidae. The transcript has a single exon.
UAAGAAGGGGUAGAGAAGUACGAAAAAAGCAGCAGGGCUAAGGCCGAGGGUAAGAAGAAGAAAGAGAAGCGCCUGCGGGGAGGUCAAGCUAGGCGGCCCCAGGUGCACGCGCCGGGAGGCGCCGAGCGGCAGGAGGCGGGGUCUGCACCCAGCUGGCCGUGGGCGGGGCGGGACGAGGCGGGCGGCCCCGGGACCACACCCAGCGCCGGCGCGGCCCGCGCUUUCCCCAGCUCAGCGGGAGUUUCCCGCGUGAACCGCUGAAAGGGCCGACGGAUGAAUGAGUCUCCCACCGGGCCGGGGGGCCCCGGGGCUCCGGGGCCCCGCGGGCCUGAGAAUCUCGCGGACGCUCCCCGCAGCCUGGGGCGCGCCGGGUCCUUUCCGCGAGACGUGGGGCGCGGGGCUCCCCUGGCUCCUGGCUCCCGGAAUCCCGCGGCAACUGCGGGGGCGAGCGGAAGCCGGGGCGGCGCUCCCGAGAACCGCCCGGUGGCGGAGAACCUGGACUGUGAGCCCUGGGUCAGAGAGAAAGUGCUCUUUCUUCUGCACCCAGAGAGAUGGUUGGGGACUCCAGGGGACUCUGCGCGGGAAGAAGCGGCCGGUGAGGAGGACUUCUUCCAGGCGGCCGGAGACGACCGGGAACCCAACUUCCCUUCCCUCUUUCCGGGAAAAAAGGUAAUUUCUGGCAGCCGUGUAGACGCUCCGUUCGGAGCCCCGCCGCAGGACCCCGCAGCCCCGCCCAAGUCCGUGCUCGUGCGGAUCGUGGACUAUCAGGUAACAGAGGAAGUCCUGUGGACCGCCUGGACGCAGGGCCGCAUGACCAGGCGCACGGAGGAGCACUCCAUGACCGCGAUCACGUUUCGCACCAACAGGGAAUGAAGCCGGCUGUGGGGCGCCAGGCCCCCCGAGGACCCCGGGCUCUCUCCCCGUGGGGGAAGGCACCCCGCGUCCACUCUGCGGAGAGGUCACCUCGCGGUCCCCGAGGACUUGAUUGCCCGAGGAUAUGAAACAGGAAAGGAGAGCCUGAGGAAUGUUGCGAGCAGGUGGUUGAGCAAUAAUCCUUAAAAGAAAAAUUCUCUCCUGGGAACGCCAGCCUGUAGUUAUCCAACGGGAGGACUUUUUAAAAGACUGGGGCAGCGCUUCUGGGAGGCGGAUGUCACUCCAUACAGAAUGAAGAACAGUGAGCAACAUAAUACCUCCUUUGUGUCUUAAAUACUGUGACGGCCUGGGGACCUAAGUCAUUGAGAAGAGGGGCAGGAAAGGUAUUUUCAGAUUGAUAAAAUGUGAGCCUUUUGAAAUAAGAAAAUGCUUUUGUUAAGUCUCAUUUUGCAAUACAUCUCAACUGAUCUCUUUGCUGCCUCCGUGAUCUCUCUAAGAACUAAAAUCAGAAGUGCAGUUUGAGGUCUGCUCUCUAAAGGGGAUGGGAGUAGAUGAGGAGAGCGGCUUCUUUUAAAGCUGAAAAAGAAAGUAUUAAGAAAUGGGAAAAUUAAAGUAGCAAGUAAACAAAAUAUUUUGUUUUUACUUCUGAUGUGCACAUUUUUCUUUUUUAUUUCAUCAAGUGUUAGGGGAAAAAAAAACAAAACUAGGAAAAGAAGAGGGAGAACAGAAGACCCAGCUUUGAAGGUGAGAUGCCAUUUAAAUGGGCUUUAUACUCCAAAGUAUUUAGUCUAGUAAAAAUACUUUUUAUCUGGUUGUUAUUUAUUUUAAAGUUUUAAAUACGGUAGAUAAAUCGGAUCUCAAGGUAGAUAAUGUAUAGUUUGCUUUACAUGAUUUGUGUAUCUUACUCAUGUCCUUAGCUCCUUAUUAAUAACAUUUGUAUGCAAGACUGGAUUGAAAAUAGUCUCUCUUGAUGUGUUGGGAAAGAAAGAAAUUUUUUCUGGUGCUAUUGAAAUAACUCAUUUUAUUUGUUCCUCUUUUUUUAUUAAAUACUUGUUGUCA